Messenger RNA from Anthonomus grandis grandis, 534 nucleotides. It is a transcript of the gene Dad1, whose product is annotated as dolichyl-diphosphooligosaccharide--protein glycosyltransferase subunit DAD1. NCBI's taxonomy places the organism in Eukaryota, Metazoa, Arthropoda, Insecta, Coleoptera, Curculionidae. Bases 119 to 457 code for a protein of 112 amino acids. Gene Ontology annotation, cellular component: oligosaccharyltransferase complex; membrane. Gene Ontology annotation, biological process: protein N-linked glycosylation. The record is from RefSeq and is a predicted model, not a curated record. The transcript has 2 exons.
UUUUGUUGACGUGUGCUUUUACUUACUUGUAAAGUGCCGGGCGUUUAAUCAAGAUUUUCCACUAAAAAAACGAGUAUUACUUAGGCCACGAGUAUCCAAAAGUACCAAUUAAACUAAAAUGGCACAAAUCAACACAGUUUUAACCAAAUUCUACAACGAUUACUCGGCCAAGACUUCUAAAAAGCUUAAAGUCAUCGAUGCCUACCUAUUUUACAUCUUAUUAACUGGUAUUAUUCAGUUUGUGUAUUGUAUUUUGGUUGGAACCUUCCCUUUUAACUCGUUUUUGAGUGGGUUUAUAUCUACUGUGAGUUGCUUCGUUUUGGGAGUUUGUCUAAGACUGCAAGUUAACCCCGAAAACAAGAACCAAUUCUACGGCAUCAGCCCCGAGAGAGGAUUUGCAGACUUCAUAUUUGCCCAUGUAAUUUUGCAUUUAGUCGUAAUGAACUUUAUUGGAUAGAGUAUUUUACCAUAAUACUUGUUAAGAUAAGAAUGUAAUUAGGUUUUUCAAUAAAUUGCUAUGCGAGAAACAAAUAA